GAAAAAAAGAAAGAAGGAAAGAAAGAAUUAAGAGAGAGAUCAGUCUGUGAGUGUGAGUGUGAGUGUGAGAGUGAGUCUGUGUUGGGGGCCGCCGGUGGUAAAUAGUAAGCAUGUCCCCUAUUGUACAGGGAGGGGGCCACCAUGUGAAUUAUCCUCUCAAAAAACCACCGGUUCAUCACCACCACCUCUACUACCACCGCCACCAACACCACCUUCUCUGCCAUUACCCUCUUGACAAAAAUAAAAAAUAAGUAAAUAACAAUAUUACCCAUUCAUUCAUCUAUCCCUUUUAACGUCCCAUCAUUUCUCUCUCUCUCUCUCUCUCUCUCUCUUUCUCUUUCUCUUUCUUCUCUUCUCCAUGAAACCCUCUCCUUCUCACAAAUAAAGAAAGAAAGAAAGAAAGGAACACAAAAAAACAACAUAAUCUUCUACCCGUGAAAAGAUCCACACCAAUCGACAAGCAAGAAAGCAAGCCAGCAAGAAUCCCUCUUCCACUUUGAAACUCUUGAACAAGAAGAAGAACCGGAUAGUCUUUUAAAAGGGAAAGGGUAAGUAUAAACUGAUCAGGAAAAUAGGGUGAAACUAACAUCAGAUCGUCAUUAUGGACUCGUCUUCACCGCCUGAACUGAAUAGUGGAGAACCGAGUCCAUCGACAGUAGUAAUAGGAGUAUCAUCAUCGACAGCAGCACCAUCCCAGUCAUCACAACCAGAAGGGUCAUCACUUCAAGCUCCACCUAGCCGGUAUGAGUCGCAAAAGAGGCGAGACUGGAACACCUUCUUGCAAUACUUAAAGAACCAUAAGCCUCCAUUAACUCUUGCUCGUUGCAGCGGUGCACAUGUUAUCGAGUUCUUGAAAUAUCUAGAUCAAUUUGGCAAGACUAAAGUACACAUAACGGGUUGUCCCUAUUUUGGACAUCCCAAUCCGCCUGCGCCCUGUGCUUGUCCUCUUAAGCAGGCUUGGGGCAGCCUUGAUGCGUUAAUCGGAAGGCUGAGAGCGGCUUAUGAAGAGAGCGGAGGACGCCCAGAAUCUAACCCGUUUGGAGCAAGGGCUGUGAGGAUUUAUCUAAGGGAAGUGAAAGAAGGGCAGGCUAAAGCUAGAGGGAUUCCGUAUGAGAAGAAGAAGAGAAAAAGGCCUGCUGCUAUUGUUACUUCUGCCAAUGUUUCGGUGGCUGUUGAGGCAGUUGGUGGCGGUGGCGGCGGCGGCGGUGGAGAUGGAAAGACUGGUAGUAGUAGUGGCGGUGAAACUAAUCUUGCUGCUAGUAAUACUUCUGCUGCUGCUGCUACCCCUGCUACUACUACAGCCGUAUAGUUUUUUACUUCCAUAAUCAUUUUCUCAUUUGUCUAAAUUGUGAUUAUGAGCUUUACAUAUAUUUUAUUUAUAUAUAAUCUGGCAGUUCUCUUACAAUUUGGAUCGAACCAUUGGUUGAACAUAAUUUUGCUAGAAAAUUAUAAUCUUAGCUAGAAAUGCUUUUUCUCUU
This is a messenger RNA of Ricinus communis (castor bean), 1478 nucleotides long. Its product is annotated as protein LIGHT-DEPENDENT SHORT HYPOCOTYLS 6. Gene Ontology annotation, cellular component: nucleus. The record is from RefSeq and is a predicted model, not a curated record. Gene Ontology annotation, biological process: mRNA transcription; response to light stimulus. The transcript has a single exon. Bases 602 to 1309 code for a protein of 235 amino acids. Lineage: Eukaryota; Viridiplantae; Streptophyta; Magnoliopsida; Malpighiales; Euphorbiaceae.